Molecule: messenger RNA, 837 nt
Organism: Ostertagia ostertagi
Lineage: Eukaryota; Metazoa; Nematoda; Chromadorea; Rhabditida; Trichostrongylidae
Source: the annotation of a GenBank genome assembly
AUGGUAACUCGCUCAUGCAUCAUCGCAGAUCAAUGCUUGAAGAGAUGGAGCUGUGGGUUGGAGAGGCUGGCUAGAGAAGCUGUGCAAGGCUGCCCUAGUGAAAUACCUGAAAAUCCAUUGUAUACGAGAAGUGUACUACACUUAUCAAACGAACAAAGGAACGUAUUAUAUCAUAAAGAGGAGCUCGACGAUCCUCUCAAAAUGCGGUUCAACGAUUUCGCUAGCGGACGCUCUAGAUACCAAUGGGGCAACAUGGUGCUGAACUUCCAGGGCCCCGAAGGAUUGAGCAUGCGAGAGUGUGCCUUGCGCGGAAAAAUGAAAAAAUUCAGUGGCAAGUCCUUCAAAAAAGCCGCCGACAUGGAGAAGAUGGAGUAUGACUGCGACCUGGAAGCUGACGCAAUGAUCUACGCUGAAACAUGUGCACUUGUGCCGUCCUAUCCUAGCGCUAGGAAGGGUCAGGGAGAGAACGUAGCUGUGGUGGAACCUCAGAGUGCGGAAAGUUUCGAGAAAGCUGCUCAAGCGGCAGAUGUAUUGCUCAGGCCAUGCGAUCGUGGUUCAGACCGAUUAGGGAAGGACGAUACCAUUGGAGUUAGAGAAGUCAUAUUCAAGGAGAGACACAGAAAUACCCCUGUAGCUCUAGCGACUCAGAUUGUGUGGUCAACCACGAAUAAAGUCGGAUGUGCCAUUGGAAAAUGCGGCGGCUCCUAUUUUGUCGUGUGCCGAUAUUCACCACGCGGAAACCAAGUAGAUCACGAAGUCUACAAAAUUGGAACACCGUGCUCACAAUGUCCUUCAAAGAGAUGUGACACUGCAAUGGGACUGUGCAUCAUGCCGUGA